UCUGUCAAAACAACAACGAGCAUUCGCUUUAUUUACCGCAUUUCAAGGCAAGGGUUUUUUAAGAAUUGCAGUCGAUUUUUCAAGGCGGAAAAAUGAAUCAAGAUGCAUUGAACAAUUUUCAGACAGCCGUUCAUGAAUUAUUCAUUCGAUGGGACGCAUUAAAAUUGGCUGUGGAACAUAUGGGAGGUCGUAAUGGACAACAGACUGCCAGAGAAAUCAGAGACUAUAUCUACAAUUACUGCACACAAAAUGAUAACAUUCAUCCCAGCGAACUGGUCGAAGUACUGAACGAUGUCAUUGACGAGGAGUUUGACACAAUUUGCGAGGAUAAUUCAGUUAAUGAUCUAAGCCUUCACCUGGUGAACUACUUGAAACUCUGUGUGGAAGGUAAAUUCGACGAGGUGCAUCACCAUUUGGCCCAAAUGCCAAAAUGUAUAAAUUGGUUAGAUCCGAGUUUCAAAAUAACGGCGGCGCCGCGUGGUGACGACAGUGACUCCUCAUAUUCGGACAGUGAUGACGAAGAAAUGGAUAUGAGUGAUGACGAUGACGCACCAAAUUUAGUCGAUGCGGAUCGCCGCAGAAAUAAACCACAAACCGAUGAAGACGGUUGGACGACCAUCCCAUCAAGACGUCGAUAGUUAUUUCCAAUUGAUUCUGUACCUAUUUAAGCUCAAUAAAAAUCAUUUGUAAAUA
Molecule: messenger RNA, 693 nt
Organism: Contarinia nasturtii (swede midge)
Lineage: Eukaryota; Metazoa; Arthropoda; Insecta; Diptera; Cecidomyiidae
Product: pre-rRNA-processing protein TSR2 homolog
Exons: 3
Coding region: 93-638 (181 amino acids)
Biological process (GO): maturation of SSU-rRNA from tricistronic rRNA transcript (SSU-rRNA, 5.8S rRNA, LSU-rRNA)
Cellular component (GO): nucleus
Source: RefSeq, a predicted model, not a curated record